CCGCGCACAGCAAAAAUAUCUCUACCGCCUUCCCCACCGUUCAAUGGUAGUCGAUCAUCAUCGCCAUGCCAAUCCUUAGCUCUCUCUCCUUCGUUUCCUCCCCACUCUCUCCCAAACUCCACGACGCCUCCAUUCCGCUCUCCUUUCCUCGCUUCAAUCCCCAAACGAGGCUUGGAUCUCUGACUCUCCGUUUCCGAAACGGUGCUGUGGCCUCCACUGUUACCGGAAUCGAAGUCGGUGAGGACUUGCCUGCUGAUUAUGGCGAUUGGAUUCCCAAGGCCGAUCCUAGCUGCCGGAGAAGAGCCGGGAUUUUGCUUCACCCGACCUCCUUUCGCGGUCCCUACGGCAUCGGAGAUCUCGGCAGCGAGGCCUUUCGCUUCAUUGACUGGCUGCAUUUAGCUGGUUGCUCUGUUUGGCAGGUUCUUCCACUUGUUCCUCCAGAUGGAGAAGGAUCACCAUACUCAGGGCAGGAUGCAAAUUGUGGCAACACUCUUUUGAUUUCUCUUGAAGAGCUUGUUAAUGAUGGCUUAUUAGCAGAGCACGAGCUUCCACAACCAAUUGAUGCUGACAGCGUGAAUUACUCCAUUGUUGCUAGCAUAAAGGAUUCUUUGAUCACUAAGGCUGCAAAAAGGCUCCUCUCUAGUGAUGGUGAACUUAUAACUCAGCUUGAAGCUUUUCGUAGAGAUCCUAUCAUAUCAAGCUGGCUUGAAGAUUCAGCUUAUUUUGCUGCUAUUGAUGAUAGUUUACAAACAUACAGCUGGUAUGAAUGGCCUGAACCUUUGAAAAAUCGCCAUCUUGCUGCCUUGGAAGAGACAUACCAAAGCAAAAAGGAUUUUAUCGAUCUGUUCAUUGCUAAACAGUUCCUAUUUCAAAGGCAGUGGCAAAAAAUUCGUAACUAUGCACAGCUGAAGGGAAUCAGCAUAAUGGGAGACAUGCCCAUUUAUGUAGGCUAUCACAGUGCUGAUGUCUGGGCAAACAAGAAACAAUUUUUACUAAACAGACAUGGUUUCCCUCGCCUAGUUAGUGGUGUACCUCCUGAUGCCUUCAGUGAAACUGGUCAGCUGUGGGGAAGCCCUCUAUAUGAUUGGAAAGCUAUGGAGAAAGAUGGAUUUUCAUGGUGGCUUCGACGCGUUAGACAAGCACAGAAUCUAUAUGAUGAAUUUAGGAUAGACCAUUUUAGAGGAUUUGCUGGCUACUGGGCUGUUCCUUCUGAAGCAAAAGUUGCAAUGGUUGGAAGAUGGAAGGUGGGACCUCGAGAUUCCUUGUUUGAUGCCAUCUCUAGAACUAUUGGAAAGAUCAAUAUAAUAGCUGAAGAUCUGGGUGUUAUAACUGAGGAUGUAGUUCAGCUUCGGAAAUAUAUUGGAGCACCUGGAAUGGCUGUUCUCCAAUUUGGUUUUGGAAGUGAUGCUGAGAACCCUCAUUUGCCUCACAAUCAUGAGCCCAAUCAAGUUGUGUACACUGGAACUCAUGAUAAUGAUACGAUCCAAGGUUGGUGGAACAAUUUGGAGGCAUGGGAAAAGUCCAACGUACUGAAAUAUCUUUCAAUCACUGAAGAAGAUGACAUCUCAUGGGCACUUUUCCAAGCUGCACUCUCUUCUGUGGCUCAAACCACAAUCAUUACCAUGCAGGAUAUACUUGGGCUGGGGAGUUCUGCCAGGAUGAAUAUUCCUGCAACAGAGACUGGAAACUGGAGCUGGAGGAUACCUAGUUCCAUGAGUUUCAACCACUUGGAAACAGAAGCAUUGCGAUUAAGGGAUAUGCUUUCCUUGUUUGGGCGCCUUUAGUUCAGAAAGCUAAGAUCUUCUUCCACUAUACUUGUUUGUAAGUUAUGCCAGCCUGCCUAUGAGUUGUCUAAUAAAGGUCUGUCUGAGCUUUGAAUAAGUUGUCAGAAAUUAGAGAUUUUAGAGUUUGAUUGGAAGGAAUAAAAGUGCUUUGAUCUCCGGAAAUUUCCUAUUCUGUUUCUGGAUAAAUGAUUAAAUAUUUGUUUCAAUUCUAAGUAUAUAUUCACAUCCUUCAAAAGGGAGACAGUUGAGAUCUCGAUACCAAUUAUUAGAGUUCCUUAUUUCCUCAUCAUUAUAAAGUUCAAUCCCCUAU
Messenger RNA from Rubroshorea leprosula, 2094 nucleotides. The record is from the annotation of a GenBank genome assembly. Lineage: Eukaryota; Viridiplantae; Streptophyta; Magnoliopsida; Malvales; Dipterocarpaceae.